AUGUCGGGUAUAAGUUCUAUAUUUGGCGCUGUUUCCGCCAAGGUGGACUCGAAAGUUGCUGCAUUGUUUGCAAAGUCUGCAAAGUCAGUUGAUUCAUCCGAGCUGAUCAACAAGAAGGCGACUGGUUUGCCAGUGGAACAUGUCCAACCAGAGGCUGCGAACGACUCUAAAGAUAAUAGCGAUUCAGCCUAUGAGUCUGCUGAGGGCUCAGAUGUGGAGAUGGACGAAGCUCCAGCUCCAGUCCCAGCCUCAGUGAGGCCCAAGAAGCGCCGCGAUGAGGACGACGAUUUGGAGGACAGGUAUAUGGCCAAACUUCUUGAAGAAACUAAGGAAGAGAAAAAGGCAUCGUCAGAUAAUGAAGAAGAGAAAGAAGUGACACAGUCGGCUCCAAAGGCUCAGACUGUAGAUUUGAAGCUGAGCGAGCUCGAGAAGGCAGAGAGAACUGUCUUCGUGGGAAACGUGUCUACACAGGUGAUCACCUCAAGCAAACUGCAGAAGGAGUUCAAGAAUCAUUUCAAGAAGUUUGGAGCAAUUAGCUCUGUGCGGUUUCGUUCGUUCGCUCUUGGCGAACUCCUCCCAAGGAAGGCAGCAUUCAUCACCAAGGCCAUUGAUGAUAAGAGGGACACCGUGAACGCAUAUGUUGUAUUUGUCCAGAAAGCAGACUCCGUUAAGGCUACUGAGUUAAACGCUACGGUUUUCCAUGAUCACCAUCUGAGAGUGGAUCAUCUCACUCAUCCUUUACAGCAAGACAAUAAGAGAUCUGUCUUCAUUGGAAACCUCGAUUUCGAGGAACAGGAGGAGAGUUUGUGGAAGUACUUCACCAAGAACUGUGGUGAUGUUGAGAAUGUUAGAAUCAUUCGUGAUUCAAAGACGAAUUUCGGCAAGGGAUUCGCUAUUGUUCAAUUCAAGGACUUUCUCGGAGUCGACAAGGCUCUUCUUUUGCAUGACAAAGUGCUUGAUACUAGUGAAAAGAAGCGUAAACUGAGAAUUACCAGAAUGAAGAAGACAGAGAAGAGAAGCGACAGACCACUGGGAAAGAACGCCAGGAACCUUACGGAGAAGGAGAAGUCCAUCUUGGGAAGGGGCAAGAAGACUCUAGGAAAGAGUGACAGAAGGACCCUCGGAAAGACUCUCACAAUCGAGGGUGAGAGAGCAAAGAAGGGAGUCAAGGUUAAAGGCAUCAAAAAUGGCCUGGGCAAAGUCAAGAAACCAAGAAUCACAAAGAGAUCGCAGAAGUUCAGAAGCGACAACCCCAACUAA
Molecule: messenger RNA, 1260 nt
Organism: Kuraishia capsulata CBS 1993
Lineage: Eukaryota; Fungi; Ascomycota; Pichiomycetes; Pichiales; Pichiaceae
Exons: 1
Coding region: 1-1260 (419 amino acids)
Molecular function (GO): RNA binding
Source: RefSeq, a predicted model, not a curated record